This is a messenger RNA of Salvelinus fontinalis (brook trout), 729 nucleotides long. Its product is annotated as homeobox protein XHOX-3-like. The transcript has 3 exons. The coding region runs from base 1 to 687 and encodes 228 amino acids. Gene Ontology annotation, biological process: regulation of transcription by RNA polymerase II. Gene Ontology annotation, molecular function: DNA-binding transcription factor activity, RNA polymerase II-specific; RNA polymerase II cis-regulatory region sequence-specific DNA binding. Gene Ontology annotation, cellular component: nucleus. Lineage: Eukaryota; Metazoa; Chordata; Actinopteri; Salmoniformes; Salmonidae. The record is from RefSeq and is a predicted model, not a curated record.
AUGCUUGCAGAGGGCAGGGAAACGCCGGUCGCCAUAGUGGUUGAUACAAACAGCAGAUCAGUCAAUUUGAUUGACCACAGUCGGCGACACCGAACUGCCUUUACCCGGGAACAACUGUCCCGCCUGGAGCAAGAAUACCUCAAAGAGAGCUAUGUUUCUCGACCGAGGAGAUGCGAACUGGCGACAGCACUGAACCUCCCCGAGACCACCAUCAAGGUAUGGUUCCAAAACAGGCGAAUGAAGGACAAGAGGCAGCGUCACUCUCUCAGCUGGCCACACCCCCUGGACCCCAACCUGUGUGCCCUUAUGGUGAGCCAGGCUGCAGCAGGCCUACCUUACCCCUUUCUCCCUCAUCUCCCCCUGCACCUCUACUCUCACCUCGGGGUGGGGGCAGGUGCCCCCUCCGUUCCCAGCCCCUUCGCUGCACCCCUCAGGCCACUGGAUCCCCUGCGCCUCUCUCACUCCCCCUACCCCAGGCCGGGUGGUCUACCCCCAACAACUCUCUACCCCCAUUCCAAUGUGAUGCACAAUCCCGCCACUUGCCCCUGCCCCCUCUGCCUCCACUGGGGAUCAGACCAACUGUUCAAAGCCAGAGGCCUGACCGCGAUUGGCCUGAAUCGACCACGCAGUCCCAAAACGAUGUCUGCCAGUCUGGACAGGAGGGAAGAGGUGCCUUUGCCCAGAUGAAGUUUCCUGCAGUAGCUACCAGGAAAUGACGAUAUGAAGUCA